CUAUAAUAGGAAAAAAGAAAGAAAAAGCACAAUGCCCAUUAAAUUCCUGGAGACAUCAUCAAUGGCAGGGUAUUUUUCUAGCCUGGAGAGCUUAGACUUAUCCAACACUCUAAGUGACAAUGCUGAUGAAAACAAAGUACUACUAUGUACACUACUACCUGCUAUUGCAUCUCACUGCCCUUGUUUGAAAACACUGGAUCUGUCUCAAAAUAAUCUUGGUGUACCUGGAGCAUGUGCACUAGGGGACACAUUUCAUCAAUUCAUCAGUAGCAAAGAAAGUUUUGACAUUAACCUAAGCGAAACUAGUCUUGACAGUGUUGCUGUAAUGGUACUUACUGAGAAAAUAUUAGGCACUUUAAGUGUGAACAUAGCCACUGAGGUUGAGCUAAAAUUUGAUGACAAUCCUGUUGGGUAUAAUGGUCUGGUAUCCAUCUUCAAACUAGUUGCAACCAGAAACUGUGGGAUUUCGCAAUUAGAACUCUGCAGUCUGAUUGAGCCUAACAUAGUUACUUACAAUAACAUCCAGUUUUGUGCAGAUGAUCUUGCUGGUAGUAGGCAACUUACAAAAAUCAGUAUGUACUCCUUUUCAGCUGAGGCUGGGCAGAGAGGGGAAAUAUACGUAAACUGCCUGGAGGCAGCAAUAAUAGCAGGUGCUCUACCUAAUCUAGAGAAGUUGGAUGUAUCGAAUUUUCUGGGCAAUAGUAGAUCUACUAAUAAAUCAUUACUGACCAAACUUUUACCAGCCAUUGCGUCCUACUGCCCAUACUUGGAAGAUCUGGAUCUCUCUCGGAAUAACUUGGGUACACCUGGAGCAACUGCAUUAGGUGAAGCAUUUUGGCUGCUUAUUACUACCAGAAAUCAAUUGGACCUUGACUUACAUAAAUGUAAUCUUGAUAGUGAGGCUGUGACAGCAUUCUCUGAGAUAAUAACCCACAAAUUGUCGUCAUUAAAUACUUUUGUGUUGAGAAAGAGUAUGAAAUGUGAUAUAAAUCUAAGUGAAAAUCCAAUUGGGCAGGAAGGCCUCGUAGCCAUCUUCAAUAUUCUCACUUUAAAACACUGUCCAAUUAGUAAACUCAGUCUGGACGAUCUUGUUCUUGAAUCGGGUUCUCAAUACAGAAACGCCCAGCAAGUGAAUCCAAGUGCAACUGACCUACUAUUGCUUCAUUCUUGUGUAGAAAUUAACAAACUGAAAACUCUGAGUAUGUCCAAUGCCUGCAUUGGUGGAGAUUGCAAUUGGCACAUCAGAUACUUGGAGAAAGCAAUAAAAACGGGUGCUUUGGCCAAUAUGGAGGAUCUUGACUUAUCCAAUAGUCUGACAAAGAAUGCCCAUGUAAAUGCAUCACUGUUGACUACACUGUUGCCAGCCAUUGCUUCCUAUUGCCCACAUCUUAUCGAGCUUAAUUUGUCUCAAAACAAACUCUGUGUACCAGCAGCACAGGUGCUGGGAGAAAUGUUACCACUUUUUAUCAGUGGCAGAAAGCAAUUUGACCUUAAUCUAAAAGAGUGUUUUCUUGAUAGUGAGGCUGUGACAGCAAUUACGAGAAUAUAUGCUAGGCCUUACAUUUCCUCAUCAAAUACUUUUUGGAUGCGGUCACAGUUCACUCUUUGCCUUAAUGAGAAUCCGAUAGGACAUAAAGGGUUACUAGCCAUCUUUGCAAACUGUUCGUUUACAAGAUUAGAAGUCUGUUAUCUCAAAACUGAAUCUCACAUUCAACAAGAUGAGAAUUUUUGUGUUGAUAAUUUGUAUCAAAGUACAUUAAAAACACUUGACAUGGAAAACCAUUGGACAAGCCAUUGGACACGAAAAAGCAGAGCUAAAGGAGAACUACUGAUAAAGUGCCUGAAAACAGCAGCAAUUGCAGGUGUGUUGGUAAAUUUGGAACGAUUAGAUUUACGCAAAACUGUACCAGAUGCAAACAAAACACUUUUGACACCAUUGCUAACUGCAAUUGCCUCUUGUUGUCCUCACCUGAAUAAUCUUAAUUUGUCUAACAAUGAACUUGGUGUAGCUGGAGCACGUGCAUUGGGAGAGACAUUUCUGCUGCUUAUCAAUAGUAGGAAAAGAUUCAACCUCGAUUUAAGUGAAAACAAUCUUGACAGUAAAGCAAUGGCAGUGUUUUCUGAAAAGAUGGCUGAUACUAUAACUUCACUACCAAAGUCAGUCUCAAUGCUGAAUGAAUAUGAUCUUUGUCUUAAUGAAAAUCCAUUUGGAUACGAAGGAUUUAUUACAACAUUUCAAUUAAAAGAUUGUCCAAUUACAACCCUGAAAAUCAACAACACAAUCGUCUGUCCUAAUGGUGAAACAAAAUGGAAUUCAAAAUCUGAUUCUUUAAGAUUUCGUUCUGAAAUAAUGCAAACUUGUGUGAGCAAAUCUGCAUUUGAAGGAUACUAAAUCAAGUAGAGGAGAUCAUAUCAAAGCAUUGGAAGCAGUGAUAAAUACAGGCAUAUUGCGCAACUUACAGAUACUAAAUUUAUCAAACAGCCUCUUAAAUGGUGAACUAUUGAUCACACUCUUACCAUUGAUUGCUUGUAACUGUCCAGGCCUCAAUGACCUUGAUCUUUCUAAAAACAAUAUUGGUGUGCCAGGAGCAAGCGUUCUAGGAGAAGCUUUUCCACUACUAAUUAAUAGCAGAAAUGUAUUCCAGCUUGACUUGAGUGAAAACAACCUAGAUAGUAUGGCUAUGACAGUGUUCACUGAGAAGGUUAUUGCAAUUAGUAAACUAAAAUCUGUAUCAAUUUCACAAUCCACCAAAUGUGAUAUUCACUUGUCAUUAAACAAAAAUCCACUCAGGUACGAAGAUUUGCUAGGAAUUUUUAGAAUUCUUCAAUUUGACUGUUGCAGAAUUUCAAAACUAGAGAUUGAGGACACAGUCGUUAAUGUACUAUCAAUUGAUUUUGCGACUAGUCAACUGGAAAACACACAAAAAUUCAUGUCUAAAUUGCAGAAACUUUGCAUGAGCAAAAAUACUGCCAGUAGUCGACUUCAUCUAAACGCACUUUUUUCAAUGUUACCAACAGGUAUUUUCACAAAUUUGGAGGAGCUAAACUUGGCUCAAACUCUUCUGAGCAAUUGUGGUGAGCUACUAAGCAUUCUUCUACCAUCUCUCUCAUCUCACUGCCCUCACCUUGUCGACCUUGAUCUAUCCGAAAAUCACGUUGGAAUUGAUGGGGCUUGUGCAUUGGGAGAAAACUUCCUUCUGCUCACAAGCAAUAAGAAGCAGUUUCAUCUAGACCUGAGUGAGUGUAGCAUUGACAAUGAAUGUAUGAUAGCAUUUUCUGAACAAAUGGCUGAGAAAAUGUUUCGAUCUACUGAGAUUACAUUAUUCACCGAAUGCCAUCUUUGUCUUGAUAAAAAUCCACUUGAAUCUACAGGACUAUGGGAAAUAAUGAAAGUUCUUAGCUACGAGAGUUGUCCAAUCACCAGACUGGAUCUCCGAAGAACUCAACGCACAACCACAAAUAGUGGCAUUGAUGAAAUGUCUAAUUUCAACACAGUCAUGAGUAGUAGGUUGACUACGCUCCAUCUAAAUGACAACAGACUUAACGGAGACACUCAUCUCAAAAUAUUAACUAUAGUGGUGAAGUCAGGACUACUGGCCUCUCUCGAAAAAUUUGAUCUAUCUGAGUCAGUUAUUGCUAGGAAUGACGAAGCAUCAUUGACAGAACUCAUAUCAUCUUUAUCUACCUAUUGCCCUAAGCUAACAAGCUUAGACUUUUCAAACACUAAUCUUAAUGUACCUGAAGCAUGUGCAUUAGGUGACAACUUGACACUACUCGUUUAUGGUAAAAAACAAUUUCAUCUCGACUUGAGUAAGACAUAUUUUGAUACUGAAGCAUCGAUAGCAUUCUGUAAAAAAGUAAUUGACAAACUACUAUCUUCAACGGACACUUCAUCUACAAGAGAAUUAGAAUACAGCAGCUGUGCUCUUUAUCUCAACAGAAAUCCAAUAGGAUAUAAUGGUUUCUUGGCCCUUUUUAAAAUGCUCAGCACAAAAUUGUGUCCAAUUACAAAUCUGCAAAUCAAAGAUACUUACAACUCAACCACUGAAAUUAACAGCACUGACCUAGAGGCAGAUAGUGUUAUGGGCAGUAGGUUGACUACACUUUGUCUUGGUGAUAAUCAGUUUACCGGAGAAAUAUAUGCAAGAGCAUUCAAAGUGGCUGUAAGGGUAGAUGUUCUAGAGUUUAGACCUUUCAAAUGCUCUCACUUAUAACAUGGACACAAAUGGAGUGCUGCUAACCACACUCUUACCAUGCCUUGCCUCUCAUUGCCCUAGCCUAGCGACUCUUGAUCUCUCCAAAAAUAAUCUUGGUGUGCCUGGAGCACGCCCACUGGGAGAAACAUUCCCACUAUUCACAACAAGCAGAAAAGAGUUUACUCUUCAUCUAACUAAGGCUAAUUUUGACAGUGCUGCUUUACUUGUCUUCUGUGAAGCAAUUAAACUAUCUUCAAUAGAGGAAGUUCCUUUCAGUACGGAAAAUUACGACAUUGAAAAUGUUAUGUAUCUCAACCAAAUCCAUUGAACUAUGACACUUUGCUAGCAAUGUUUAGUGCCCUCAGAUGCAGAAGCUGCCAAAUCACAACGUUAUAUCUCAACAACACAGAUUACACCACAAUGUCUGGCACAAAAGGUAUUUUACCUAGCAUUGACGCUGAUGGCAUGAGCAGCUGUUUGACAACACUGCACCUGAAUGACAAUCAUUUUAGUGGUGAAGCACAUAUAAAUGCAUUAGAAGAAGCAGUAAGGGCUGACAUUUUAGUCAAUUUGAAGAAGCUAUAUUUGUCAAACACUCUCACUAUUAACAGCAAGAAAAAUGGUGAACUAUUGAGUAGGCUGCUGCCUUCAAUCGCUCAAAAUUCCCCCAAAUUAAAGAUUUUGGAUAUUUCAGAUAAUAAUCUAGGUGUUCCUGGAGCAUGUGUACUAGGAAAAGUUUUACCAGCUCUCAUUGGCAGUAGGGAUGAGUUUUACCUUGAUUUAUGCAAUACAGAUCUCGAUAGCCAAGCUAUGACAGCUUUUACACAAGAGGCAAUUGACGGGCUGUCUUUAUUGACUACCCCACCACCUGCAAAUUCCAAACUCCAGCUUAACGAUAAUCCUAUUGGAUACGCCGGACUGUUCGCUCUUUUUAAAUUAUUAAACACUAAAAACUGUGCAAUUACAGAUCUCAGUCUGACCAACACUGCUUUAUAUAUCCCAGCUAUAGAAAAUGGUUUUCAGUAUGUCAAUAACUUAACUACUUCCAUUGAUGUUACCGUCGUCAGCAAUUUACGAAUCCUUAACCUCGGAGACAAUAGGUUUUGUGGCGUAACCUAUAUUCGUAUGUUGGAGGUAGCCAUCCAAAGUGGCAUGCUGAUCUACCUUGAGGAUCUAGACCUGACAAACACCUUUCCCAACGAUAGUGACAUUAACGGAGCAUUGCUCGCAUCAAUUUUGCCUACAAUAGCCAGUUCAUGUCCUUACCUUUUAUCACUUGACCUGUCACUCAACAAUUUGGGUGUUCCUGGAGCAUAUGCAAUAGGAAAAGCUCUUCCAAUGCUAACAAUUGCCAAUAUUAGUUUGGUUGACACUUAUCUUUUUAGUGAAGCUAUAAAAGCUUUUUCAAAUGGUUUUGCAAGCACAAGUUGCUUUGCUUGUAAUCUCUGCAACUGUAUAGUUGAUCUCAGCGAAAAUUCGAUUGGGUCAGAUGUUCUACCAGCUCUACUCAGUGUUAUUGAAGAUAAGAGCUGCCCGAUUAUAAUACUUGAUCUUAAUCUCACUAAUUCGAAAAACCAAUGUGUUCAGAAAGUUAGCAGUGAAAUUAGCAACAAUAGAGGACUAAUAACUGUUGACUUACGCAGGAAUAAUUUGCAUGGAGAUAACAUUUUUGUGUUGGCUGAAUUCCUUUCAUUGUGCCAAUCGCUUGAAAAGCUUCAAUGCACAGAUUGUUAUAUUACAUCCACUGAUGUGAGUAAUCUAUUUUCACAAAUGAAGUCGAGCAGCAUAAAACACAACACUUUGAAAGAAUGGGAUCUUCAAGACAACUUAGUUGGCAACAAAGGAAUUGAUAUAUUUCUUGAGAAUCUACUCGAUUUGUUCCCGGGUCUGGAACAGAUUAAACUUGAUGGCAAUCCAGCCAAGUAUGAGCCGAAGAAAAAACUUGAGGAGUUUCUGAAGAGGGGAAAGAAAUCUUCUCAAUCCCAUCAUGCUGGAAUAUCUGACAGUGAAGCAGAUGGGAAAAUGGAACAAGACCUUACUAAAAAAGAGCAGGGAUUAAUGUGGGACGAUUUACUGGAGGAGAUGAUACAGCACUUCAAGAAGUUGAUUGAAGAAAAUAAUGUACAAUCGUGCAAUUCUGAAUCAGACAAAACAUUCCCAUCACCUGUUAUCAGUGAUAACUCAGACAGUCAUCUCUCAGCCACAGAUGAGCCAGAUUCAUUGUUGGGGGAAAUGGAUACAGAGGAGGCCAUAAUGCAAAGAAUGGAUAAAUUGGAAAUUCACAUCUGCUCUAGAGAAUCUCCACCCGUCAAGAUAGACAAACUAACUGGUGUAACAGCAUCCCCAGUGACCACACCCUCCCCACACCGCUCUCCCUCAGGAAGUGGUGGACUGAGGACACUGAUUAUUGAGGAACUGAAGGAACGUACUAAAGUGACCGACUCUCAACUUGAUGAACAAAUUCAACAAAAAGACAUGUUCAAACUUUCCGCUUACUUUGGUAGUGUAGAAGACUACAUAAAUUACUUAGAACUAACCCCUAGCCAGCAAACUGACAUUAAAGACCUAGCGUUAAGAAGAAGCACACAAACCGCCAUGACCGAGGUGUUGAAAUUGUGGAGAGAGCAUAACCCAUACACUGCCACGUACCGAUCACUAUUGGAACUUUUAUUGGAUAUGGGAAAAGGAGAAGUGGCUUCUCAAGUGUGCUACUACCUCAGCUCCAAAUGUCAACAUACAUACAUGUAGCAAAUCAAAACCAUGCACAAUAUGACCAUACCAUAGACAAUACAGACAACAUUAGAUUUACUUUUUUUGCACUUAAAAGUAGCGAUUAUUAUAGCAUGCAUGCUUAUCCGUUAAAUAUUCUUUGCAUAUACUAGCUCAAAUUCCAUAUAAUUAUUACAGUCCUAUUAUCAGAACCGUUGUUGUACACAUAUGCAAUUAGAUCUAUGGCAUCAUUCUUUACUCAAAAUUUAAGUAAAUACUGAUUCUACUCAUAAAGAGUCUCGAUUAUAGUGGCUGGCAUUCAUCUCCCUGUCUCUAAAUCUUUUUGUGUACUCUUGUUCUUGCUGUAAUCGUCUCUCAAACACCUCCUCAACAUCACUCUGGGAGAAACCCUCCUCACCUCUCACUCUGUACUGGUACUUGCACGCACUAAUCACGAAACUUACCAGACCAAUAAGUGCUAUAAACAAGGUCGCAACAAAAUAUCCAAAUUCGCAACUUAAUACUGAUGUGAUCUGACCGGGUUUUACGUAUUUCCAGUACUUCUUCAAACUGAAUGGGUACACUAAGCUAGCUCCAAUCAACUGGUACAGGCCUUUAUUUGCAAACAAGAUACCUAUCAGUACACCCUUCAUGGAGUGUGGGCCUUGGGCAGAUAUGAACUCAAGAGCCGUAGCAAGUAGCAAACUGGGUGCAAGGCCUAACAGAAUAUUUGGUAGCAGCAAAAUCGACCAAUGCAAUAACAAUGGAUCGUAUGGGCCAUCAAGUGGG
This is a messenger RNA of Halichondria panicea, 7694 nucleotides long. RefSeq lists its product as uncharacterized. Gene Ontology annotation, molecular function: GTPase activator activity; small GTPase binding. Gene Ontology annotation, biological process: signal transduction; activation of GTPase activity; nucleocytoplasmic transport. Gene Ontology annotation, cellular component: cytosol; perinuclear region of cytoplasm; nucleus. The coding region runs from base 4545 to 6944 and encodes 799 amino acids. NCBI's taxonomy places the organism in Eukaryota, Metazoa, Porifera, Demospongiae, Suberitida, Halichondriidae. The record is from RefSeq and is a predicted model, not a curated record. The transcript has 7 exons.